Gongylonema pulchrum is the source of this 414-nucleotide messenger RNA. The record is from the annotation of a GenBank genome assembly. Lineage: Eukaryota; Metazoa; Nematoda; Chromadorea; Rhabditida; Gongylonematidae.
AUGAAGACGAAAAAGCAAAGCGUUUCUGGAAACGACUAUCAGUCGAUGCUCAAGUUAUUUAAUAUGAGGAUUUUAACGUUGAGUGGUGCACACUGCGUGCCAAGGGUUUUUCGAAAAUUGGAUGAAGAUGAUCGCAAGUGUAAUACGUUGACAAGUGCCGUGUUCAUGAGAUUUUGUGACGAAAACGCGGGUCAUAUCUCAUUUGCCUUCUCAAACCUCAGCAACCGCGAAGAUAAGCCACUGAUGGGAUCUUUAUCAUCAGAACAGAUCAAAGAUUUCAAGCAAGGUAUUGUAGAGAUACUUAUGGAUGAAGCAUUCCUCAAGCGCUACGAUCGCAUAGUCCAGCUUCAAGUUGAGCAGCGUCAGAACAGCGAGUAUCCGAGGGAGCUCCCUAUUGUUAUCACUACACUGUAA